This is a messenger RNA of Anneissia japonica, 584 nucleotides long. Its product is annotated as bromodomain and WD repeat-containing protein 3-like. The record is from RefSeq and is a predicted model, not a curated record. Gene Ontology annotation, molecular function: protein binding. Gene Ontology annotation, cellular component: nucleus. The transcript has 4 exons. The annotation marks the transcript as partial. Gene Ontology annotation, biological process: cytoskeleton organization; regulation of cell shape; regulation of transcription by RNA polymerase II. Lineage: Eukaryota; Metazoa; Echinodermata; Crinoidea; Comatulida; Comatulidae.
AUUAUAGGUACCACGAUAUGGCAGAUGUUAUCGACUUUCUUGUGCUGCGUCAACAUUACGACAUUUCAAUGCAGCGUGAUUGGAAGGCGGGUGACCGGUUCCGCGCAAUGAUUGAUGAUGCAUGGUGGCUUGGAACGAUUGCAUCCCAAGAACCAUUUCAAGAAGACUAUCCAGACAGCAUGUUUCAGUGUUUUAAUGUGAAUUGGGAUAAUGGAGAAAAAGAAAAGAUGAGUCCAUGGGAUCUGGAACCUUUGGAUGAAGACAACAUCCCUGAAGAAGUUGGUGGCAGUGUCCCAUUGAACGAUGAAGAACUCCGCCAGAUGUUGUACUCUCCAGAAAAUGGAGAGUGGGGCAAGAGAGACCAGGACACCGAAUGUGAUAGAAUCAUAGCUGGGAUAGAUCAAGUGUUACUCCUUAGCGAGGCAGAACCUUUUAGUACGCCCGUGGAUUUGGAUCAAUACCCGGCUUACGCUUACGUUGUUCCAUAUCCAACGGACUUAAAUAGCAUCAUGUCAAGAUUGGAGAAAAGGUUCUACAGGAGAAUAUCAGCAUUGAUUUGGGAGUUACGACUUGUAGAACAAAAU